UUAGUUUGAACUUUGUAUCCGAUAUCAACUCGGCAAACUGAUAGCGCUCUCUAGAAAUCUCAGACCUGAGAUUUUUGUUCACUUCAGAGGCCCGGAGGUCGGUGAAAUUUUGUGUGUGUUCGUUCUUCAGCGGAUGGGAGUUUCCUUGUAUAAUGUAGUUGCGCGUUGGUAUUAAUCAACCAUGUGAAAGCUAACGCAACAAUCAUCAUCUCUCUCUCUCAAAAAAAAAAAAAAAAACACAAUCAUCAUCCGUUAUUCUACGCUAAAUUCUGUUUGUUUUUGCGACUUCUGUUAUCUCCAAUGAUGGCAACAAUCCCAACUAACCAUUUCAACUUAAGGAUUCACCAUAUUCAACUUCAACCCAGAAAUUCCCAAUUAGUAAAAUCUAUAAUUGUGAAUCGAAGGAGAAGAAAUUCAAGGCCACCUUCUUCUUUCUCCUUGAAAACCCGUCUCCAUUUUCAUUUCUUAAACCUCAGAAACUGCCCUUGUCUUUCUGUCGUUCCCAAAGCUAUUGGUGAUGCUGAUGCUAGCUCUCAACACUCAACAGCUUCAGAUGCUGAUGUGAUGUAUAGGAACCUGUCAAGUACUGAUGAAAACUAUGUGCCGUUGUUAGUAAGAAUGCUUGGGCUGGACAAUGAUCCCCUUGACAGAGAACAGGCAGUAAUUGCUCUUUGGAAAUACUCUCUGGGAGGGAACCGUUAUGUUGAUCAUAUUAUGCAAUUUCGUGGGUGUGUAAAUCUCACUGUACAUCUUCUAAGGUCCAAAUCUAGCAAGGCGUGUGAAGCAGCUGCAGGCCUUUUAAGAAUGAUUUUUUCAGUCAAUGCUUACAGAGAUAUUGUAGCUGAAAGUGGAGCCAUAGAGGAGACAAGUGCUUUACUACGGAGGCCUUCCUUGACAUCUGAGAUGAAAGAACAAAGUAUAUGUAUGUUGUGGAACCUGACAGCAGAUGAGAAGUUCAGGCUGAAGAUUGCAAACACCGCGCUUUUGCCUUUACUUUUAAAGUUAUUGGAUGAUGAGGAUAUGAAAGUAAUUGAGGCAGCUGGCGGGGUGUUGGCUAAUUUGGCAUUGAGUUCUCCUAAUCACAGUAUCAUGGUUGAAGCUGGUGUUAUUCCAAGACUGGCCAAGUUUUUGACAAAUGAAAUUGAGGGAUCGAAAGUCGUUAGAAAAGAAGCCAAAAAUGCUUUACUUGAGCUAGUUAAAGAUGAUUACUAUAAGAUUCUUGUCAUGGAGGAAGGAUUGGUUCCUGUACCUUUGGUCGGUGCAGCUGCUUAUGCUUCUUACAAGCCAGCCUUGCAUUCAUGGCCCUCAUUACCUGAUGGUACUGAGUUUACACAGAGCUCUAAAGGCCCUUCGAGAUAUGGUGCUUCUGAGUUACUACUUGGGUUGAACGUUGAAGACAACACUGAAAAAAUAGAUAAGUCCAAGAUGGAUGCGAUAGUUGGGCGAACGCAACAGCAAUUUUUAGCUCGUAUUGGGGCAAUAGAAAUUGAAGAUGAGAAUAAUUCAGAAAGGGGGUUCUCUACUAGUGGUCACCAAACUUUGCUGCCAUGGAAGGAUGGUAUUGCACGUUUAGUAUUAGUUCUAGAGCUGGAAGAUGAAACAGCAAUUGCAAAAGCGGCAGAUUCUAUUGCUGCUUCAGCAGUAAAUGAACAUAUGCGAACGUCAUUCAGGGAAGCUGGAGCUGUGAAGCGUCUAGUUCACCUUUUAAGCCACAGCAGUAAUGCAGUGAGGUCUUCUGUACUGAGUGCAUUGGAUAAGCUGUCUAUCAGCAAUGCUGUUUGUGGAACAAUGGAGGCAGAGGGUGUUACACGCCCUUUGAUCAACAUACUUAAUGACUUGCAGACAACUGAAAGCCUAAUCGAAAAGGCGGUGAGCAUUCUUGCGAGGAUCUGGGACCCAAAUAAACAGAUGAAGUUAAAGUUUUACGGUGGACCUGUUAAUGGUUCAACAAAUAUAAUUGAUUCAAGUAGUCACAAUGUUACUCCAGGACUUGAUGGAGCCAAGAUGGAAGUGAAAAAUUUGCUGGACUCUGCACUGGCUGCUCGUCUUGUCGAUAUUUUGAAGAUUACAUCCCCAAGUUUACAAACAAAAGUUGCAUCUAUCCUUGAAUAUUUUGUUAUGAUUGAAACAUGCAUGGACACUAUCAUUGCGACAGAGAUUGGGUCUUCUUUAAUAAAUAUAUUUAAACAAAUAUUUCCAGAUACGGAAACUUGUUCUGAGGAUCAAGAGCCUGAUGCGGUCUAUGUUGAAGAAAUUGGGCGUGCUGUCUCACAAGCUUCGAGAUUGCUGACAAAAUUGCUUGAUUUUCAGCAGUUUCGUCAGACGAUUGAUUCAAAUGAAUUCACAACAUUGCUUCGGCAGAUUCUUAAAUCAGAUAUCCAUCUUGAUUACAAAGAAUGGGUUGCAGCAUGCCUAGUUCGGCUCAGCUUCUCUUCAAGCCCGUUUGAGAAUCCAAUUACGACUGACGUUACACUUCAUGAGACCAUUCCACGAUUAGUUGAGCAAAUAAGAACCACCUUCUCAGCUGAUGCCCAAGAGGCUGCUGUGGUAGAACUGAACUGGAUAGUGUCUGAAGGCGUGGUUGGUGCAGCACGAGCUGUUGCUGCUCAUGGUGCUAUUUUUCCUUUGGUGAAGUUGUUAGAGCAAGGUAGUGAGAGGGCUGUUGAAGCUGGGUUGGCUGUUCUGUACACUUUGAGUAUGGACAGUGAGAAUCAUUCAGCAAUAUUAGCUGCUGGAGCAGUGCCAGUAUUAAGGAGAAUUAUACUUUCCCAUAAACCUCAGUGGAUUCGAGCGCUUCAUUUGUUGAGGAAUUUGCCAGUAUGAUAUAUAUUAGAAAAAAACUCAUACUGGGAAAUAAGUUCGUAGUUUAGGAAAGGAAACAAUUUGUACAAAUAAUACUUUUUCAGGUGAAUCAUUUACCUAAGUUUACUACAUCGUUGUAGUAUUGGUGCAGCUUUUGUUGUAAGCUAAACGCUUCUAUGAGCUAGGAAAUUAGAAGCUCUCUGAUGUCUACACUUUCAUGGUUUACUAUGUAUAAUUUUUAGCA
Messenger RNA from Beta vulgaris subsp. vulgaris (sugar beet), 3046 nucleotides. RefSeq lists its product as hypothetical. Gene Ontology annotation, molecular function: protein binding. Bases 301 to 2823 code for a protein of 840 amino acids. The transcript is spliced from 9 exons. The record is from RefSeq and is a predicted model, not a curated record. Lineage: Eukaryota; Viridiplantae; Streptophyta; Magnoliopsida; Caryophyllales; Amaranthaceae.